GUACAUAUGACUCGGUUUCAGAGCUAGGUUCUUAAGGCUUAUUCAACCUAAGUGACGGCAAUCAGAACUUGUCUCUUUCAAUGACUCUGCACAUCCAAGUCAGAUUGGCCACUCCCAGCGACGCGCCUGCAAUCGCAGACCUCGUCCAGCGCGCAUACCUAGGAGUUGAAGGAUGGUCGGUCAUAGGUGGCAUUCGCAACGACGAAAGAAUCAACACGAUCGGCGUCCUCAAGAAGAUGGAAACCGCAGAAAUACGAAUACACGUGGCUACCGAUGAGUACCAGAAGAUACUGGGGUGUUGCGAGAUCGAGCAUCGUCAAGACAGAGUCUACUUCGGAAUGUUCGCCGUCGACCCGUUACUGCAAGCGGCUGGCAUCGGCCACCAAAUUCUUCUCCACGCUGAGCAGCAGGCGGUUGAGUUAUGGGGCGUGCGCAAGAUAGAGUUGACCGUUGUUGCACAAAGGGAUGCGCUUAUAGCUUGGUAUGGCCGCAGAGGAUACACUCGAACAGGCGAAACUCGGUCCUUCCCGUACGAUCAGAUAGUCACAAGUCAUGUCCUCCGAGACGACUUGUAUUUUAUAGUCCUGGAGAAGCAAUUGUAGAGCUCGGGUUUAGAUGACAUCAUGCGAUGAAGUGAAGAGAUGCGAGCCUCACUUUGAACAGAAAGCUUUUUGUCCUCGUCUAUCCUGAUCAUCGCGGGGGCAUUUCCACAUGAUCAUGGCGACGCGUGAACAUUGAAUAUUGAAUGCCCGUGACACCGAGAUCGCGUUGUGUCACACUUUUCGAUCUAUCAGUUUGACGUCAGACCUCACGGAGGUUUGGGUGGAGCCAGCCAAGGCUCGCAUUCGGACCCAGUAGGUUUUUCGACCGGUUUUCACCUUGGCUUGACGGAACACAGAUUGUUUUCCGACUUUCCCAUCGCGUCUCGAGGCUGCCGAGCCUGCAGUCUGCAUGUCAUCAAGCUUUAUCUCAAGCUCGAAUCUCACCACUUCGAAUCGCGAACAGCCUCCGUCGCGUUCCCCCGUCACCCCCAAGUGGCCAUCCAGCUGCGCGCCCAGUCCCGCUUUCCCAGUAGACGAUCCAGUCGAUGUUUCCAGCCAGCGUUCCACGUGCAGGCAUUCCAUAUUGCACCAAGAAGCUAAGCUCGCGUCGCUCGACAACGUGCUCCUCCAAGGACCUCGGUCCGAUUCACUGUCUUCCGCUUCGACGCCAUUAUCCACGAGGUCGUUCCCGUACUCCAGCUCUUCCGGAUCCAUGUCGUCAAUCACCAUCGUGACCGCGGCACCCUCGUCUUCGCCGUCGAAACGCGGUCCAAGUUACGAUAUGACACGUGACGCGGCACCGGAAUCGCAUGCACGACGGGAUUUAGAUCCCCCCUCAACGUCAAGUACCAAGGUUGGUCUUCCGACAGUUACUCCGCCGACUCCCACCAAUCUCGUUCAACGAGACUCCGAACCCUCUUUUCCUGCUGCGGGUCCACAACUUCGCAGAGCACGCUCACAAACGCAUUCCGACGGACGUAACUGGAGUCGGCCGAGUAGCGACGUUUUUGGGCCCUCCGUCAAUGCAUUGGAGUGUGGAGAUUCCGACAACGCGAUGCAGGCGCAUACAGUCACCCUUAAUCCCAAUGGCACUCUCAACUCUAGUUCGACAACCACACUUUCAACGCUGUCAUCCACGACGUCAUACGCGACAGCGCGUAACGACCUUUCUCCAUCUCCGUCCUUGAACAGCUUGCCCAUGGGUUUAAGCGGCAUGCCCGUACUCUCCCGCAAUCCUGCCGACAGAACGCCGCGGGCUCAUGUCUCAGGCUUGCCUUACGUUUCUGACGCUGAUUUUGUGCCGCACGGCGCCCCGGGAUAUCUCGGCGGCGACGAUGGCUUUCCUUAUCCCGCAUCACAAAGCGAAACGUCAGUGCACGUGAGAGGGACUGUUCCCGAUCUUCCGCCGGGUGCAGCGAAAGCUCGGAAUCCACAUACGUAUUCUCCGGGAUCGAAGAUAACAGCCGCGACCUCACCUCCACCCCAAGACUCGAGGCGGGCUUCUGUUGCCUCGUUUGCAUCGGGCACCUCUGUGGACUCGUUUGCUACGGCGUUGAGCGGGGCUAGCGAUGCAGGAAAUGGAUCGGACGAGGACGGCGACGAAACUGUGCUGAUUGCACCCACCGCGGGACUAGGCGCUACCUCGAAUUCGGCACGAGAUCUCAUACCUACAACGACACCGAUGACGCCACCGUCAGCAGAAAGACAAAUAAUCACACCGAAACCGUCGAUGAUUGGAUCUUCUGCCAAUAUACCCGUAGCGACUGCCAACCUACCUGCUCCAGUAUCACCCUCGCGGGCGGCUCCUCUUCCUCCGCUGACGACCAUUCCGCUUGUGAUUCCGGUUGGACAGCCUGUCUCCCAACCGGCGUCUUCCAGCUCACCACCGACAUCAACUUCUCCCACGUCCACCAAUCCACCGUGGGGACCGAAUGGAUUCGCAUCUUUCCCACGGAACCGGACUGCAUCGUCAGGAUACAGUUACACUCCAUCUUCACCUGCGUCUUCGCUGCGUGGCACACUACCCUCGAGGCGGCCGCCGUCAAUUCCGAUGACGAUGAAUCGAUUCAGUAUGACCUUCAACGCAUCGGGGAGCGGGCCGCUCUCUCCCGGCAGCGAAAUUGGGAGGCUCAGUCCCAGCAUAAUUGUGCGCCAGCCCCCGCUGGCUAUUCCGGUUAUCAAAUUGCCGAGUGUCCUCAAUGGGUCUGCCACAGGGACCGAUGAUAACCUCGCGAGUGGCGGCGUUGGCCGACGAUCGAGUGUCAUUUUUGGAUCUUCGCAUGAUCGGCAGUCGAGUCGCGCGGCGGUCAAGGCCAUGCCUGCGCUGGCUAUGGAGGGCGGUUCGGAUGACGAUGGACUGGCGGCCGGAGAGUCGGACUCGGAAAAUGAGGAUGGAGACGAGGACGAGGAUGAGGACGAGGACGAUGGUGUCUCGCAUGGCCCGUCGAUGGAUGAAUCCCGGGAAAGCGGCGCGGCCGAGUCUCCGUUUGUGCCAUUGGAGAGGAUCCCUCUGUCGCUGGACUUGGCCGGGUUGGGGCUGAAGGGCAAAGGAAAGGAACGCGAAAGCGGGACAGUCGCGCAGCAGCCAGGUUUCCCGGCACAAGUCUUCGGGACUAAAACACCGGUGCCGCAACAUGUGCUACAUUCAGACUACUUCGCCAUGCGCACACCAACAUCGGAAGCCCGAACCCCUCUUGGGAUGCCCUCUACCCCUGGUGUUUCUUCGCCAAUCGCUCGGACCAUGCCCAUGCCACCCAUGCCGGGUGCUCCAGAUCGACCCGGAAUCUACAAGCAUGCGUCCCGGAGCAUGGUCCAUCUGCUGGGCUCAACGAUAAGCGGUGAUCCACCCUUGGAAGAAUCGUUGGGUGAUGCCCCUGCUUACGACAGCCAGUCGAUGGCAACCCGUCGGCUGAGCACGAUGAAGCGGAGACGCUCGAUGCCGGAGAUCAUGGCCGUUCCCCCGCCGUACACAUUACCACUGCUCCCGCUGGCCGGUGUCACGGGUCCCCAUCCGCUCGCCCAAGCACGCGUCGUCCCACGCGACGACGAAGGCAGGGAGACCCUCCCGGCUUACUCCAACUCGAUUCUCGUUCGGGCGAUCAUGCCGCGCAAAAUGGAAUUUUCAGCACCCGGACAGCAGGCACGUGACCGUAAAUGGCGGAGAGUGCUGUGCGAGCUGGAGGGCACGGCGUUCCGGAUGUACAAGUGCCACGACGAAGGAUGGUGGGAGCGGCAAGUGGGCGUUGGUGAUGUGGCUUCGACUGCCGUUGGGCCCGCUGCGGCAUAUGCUUCGGCAGCCGUCAAGGCGCGGGCGGCGGCUGCCCAGAGUGCAGUUGCCGUGAAGAUUGCGAGCGAGGAGGCUUCGAUGCCCGACGCUGCGCCUGAAACGACGGAGGUGGUCAUUCCUCAUCGAACUAGUAUCUCGUCUUCCCGCAGCAGGACCUCGUCGUCGGCGACUACUGGAUCUCAGACGAACGCGGAUCCUCCCGCCGCUUCGCGCUCUCGACUGAACCUGGGUAGUCUGCUCAAACCCCGAUCACAUGGCCGAUCCAAGAGUGAUGUGCAACCCACUUCGCCGCCACCGAGGGCGUCGUUGUCGGUCCCGCGGCCGUCGUUGAGUGGGUUGAUCUCGUCGAGCACGACCGUGGCAUCUCUUUCCACAAAUACCACCCCCUCGCCGUCAAAGGCCUCGCCCACGAAGAAGAAAUCGCCGACGGAGGGCUCGCUGCCUGAGCCCAACCGCGCUGACCUGAUACGCGCAUACACGCUGCAGAAUGCGGAAAGCGGACUGGCCAACGACUACCUGAAGCGGAAGCACGUGAUACGCGUCCGGAUGGAGGGCGAGCAGUUUCUGUUGCAGGCCCGGGAUGUCGCCGAUGUCGUCGACUGGAUCGAGGCUUUCCACAGUGCCUCGAAUAUCGCCCUCGAUUUGGACGAGCGGGUCAUGCCAAAGGGGCCCAUGUUCCCUCGCAGACGACGCCGGCGGCAGAACGGGCAGCGUGCGGCUGCGAAUGCGCUUCCGGUUGAGCUGCACGCAUCGGCUCCUGCCGGACCAUGAAUCUAGCAUGUUAUAUUUCUCUGCUCCCAAUGUAUGUAUAGUUAGCGCACUUUAUACAGUAGAGCAUGAUGCAUCCCGAAUUUCUCGGUUAAGAAAAGUUACAAAUGUACAGUACUGUAAGUAAAGGAAUGUUUUCAAGAUGUCAGGUCAUCAGUGCUGGGAGGAAGGGGAACAGUCAAAGGAUGGGCAGCUUCUUUAGCAGGCGUGGUCUGGGAGCCAGAAUCACUGUGGGCGUCGUUCUCAGGGGCCUCAUCCUCCUCGUUUUCGUCGCCUCCCGCAUCCGACUUCUCAUACAUAUCACCAACACCUCCGGUCCGGGUGCUCUGUGAUGUCCAUAUACUCCUUCCGUCCCGAGCGAGCGAAGGUGUGCCUGCUCCUACGCCUCGUGCACUCCAGCGACUGGCUUCACUCUCCCAGCUCCCUCGACGAGAGCUCCGGGGCCGAAGCGCCCGCACACUCGCAUCGACAUCGUCGUCCCCGAGCAGAUACUGGCUCGUGCUCUCCGCAUCAGCAUACGUGAUGCUCCCACCAAAGUGCGAGAUCGAAUCCGCCAGCGCGGACGGUGGGCCCGAGCUCCACGCCGUGUUCGCAUGUUGCGCCACCGCCGCGCGCACAGGGAUCCCGAAGGCAGACGAUGCGAGUGUCAGCACCGACGCGUUGUCCUGCGGCGGCGAUGACGGGCGCGGGUUGUUUCGCGGAUGGUGCGAUGUGUGCAGUGGCGCCUGCACGGACGACAGUCCCCCGCCACCGCCGCCGCCGACACUCUGCGACGAACCCGAGUUGCUGUGGGAGUGGUGUGCGCGGCUGGUCGGCGAGGGCGGGAGCGCCGAGAAGGUCACGCCCGCGCCGAUGAGCGACGUGCUUGUCGACGGCGAGCGGACGUGCAGCCGGCUGAUAGGCGCGGGCGGCGCUUGUGCGAUGUGCGCCAUGCCGUUCCCGUUGAGAUCGAUGCUGAGGAGCGUCGUCGGCUUCGUGCUCGCUGCGAGGCUCCGGAACGUCCGUGGGUCCGAAGCGAACGAUGACGAUGAGGGAGAUGGUGACGGGGGAACACUGGGAGGCAGCGGCCGCACCGAAGCGUCCUCGUCUGCCUCGAGUGCACUCGUUGGAGACCAGCCUGCAAGCGACGAACGUUCAGAGGCGAUGUCAUUCACGUAUAGUUCCCCGUCGUCAUCCUCGUUCAAAGAUAUCGUCUUCCUCUUUGCCGCAUCUAGCUUCGAAAGAUGCUUGUUACCGCCAUGAGGUAAAGGUGCAGAGGAAAUGCGGUUGGAGACCCGGAGAGGGAUCGUUGAGGGUACCCGUCCUUGGCCAACCAAAGGCUGGUUUUCUGCACGCUUCGGCUUGACGAGCGAGCUCCCAGCACCGAGCUUGCGUUGGAACCAGUUGAUGAUGGGUUUCCCUGGCCGGUGCGCGGCCUUCUUCUGCUCUGCCGAAGUCGCCGCUUUAGACAGAGAGACCCCGCGCUUCGCAGGCAGCGACGGCGGCGGCAGAGGCUCUGUCCGCACAAUAGCGACGGGAGCGUCUGAACCAGGAGCUUUGUCGAGGCUCUUGGUUUUGCUGGUGGGGGACGUUGUUGUGGAUGAGGGAGACAUGUUCAUGGUGGCUAUGAGGGCUCAGUCGAUCGCAAUCAACUUCGCGCCAGAAUAACGGAGUGACACUGGUGAGCGGUUUAUGGCAUCCAUGUGACUCUGUGUACUUUGCCUACUCACACACACGCGACCCUUAUUAGUUUGCGGAAGCUGUAUUCCGAAUUAGUCGAAUUCCGCCCCCUACGUAGAUGCUAUGGUUUCUCGUCUACUGCCGGGGAGGGGUCCUCAGCGAUAACAUAGUGCUCAAACCGCUUGGGGCGAGCUUGCCCGUGUCUGUGAUAGCCAGCAACCUCCUGCCACUGAGAUCCACUGAUUCGCUUCCGCCCCUCGGUCGACCGGAAGUACAAAUCCUUUCCACGAGAAACCCUGCGGCCCAGCCGAUCCUUUUGUUGCAUGCUUCUCUUGUGUAGGAUGUCUGUCACGUGCUCGUACAAAGCCUCGAUCUCACCCAGGUCGCGUUGGAGGAGAGUCAUGUGCAGAUCGAGGUUGAACAGUUUCGACGGAGCAGGAGGGGGGCCGCGCUCGUCGUCAAUGUCGAGGUCAAAUAUGUUCGGGUCAGCGCGGGAUGGCGUCUGCUUUGGGGGCAGAUGUACCGGGAUGUAGUUUGGGUCGUCGUACGGGAAUUGACCCAGUCUCCUCCUCCUUUCCCGCAGGGGAGACAGAAAGAGCAACUCACCCCGCUUUCUGGAAAUGAUAUCGGGCAUCUUGGUAUGAAGCCAGCGCAUCAGCCCGAUGUUUCUAUCACGGUUGCUGUGUCCAAAGACGGAAAGCAACGUCCCUCGGUUGAUGGCGAAAUGUGGGGCUGGGAUUUCCUCGAAUUGGAGGUUUUCGAUGUUUAAUCGCAGAGAGUAUCUCGUGGUACGCUCUAGUUCCAUCGCGCAGAGAAGAUAAUGCCGAGCGAAAACCCCGUGUCCAGCCUGAGACAAAUGCCGAAUGAGGAUAUUGUACGUUGUGGUGUUGGGCAAAGCAUGCGGCGUCACGAACGAAGCGUUGGCGAGAACGCUGUAUUGUUCCUCCUCGUCGUCUUCCAAUGGUGGUCGCUUUGGUAGUGGCGCUGUCAGAACCUCAAACGCUUGGACCAUCCGAGGAAUGUUCUUCAAACGUCCCAGGGUGUCGAGCGUCAUAUUGAGGGCCGCAGUGGAAAAAGGUUGUGGAUUGGACAAGGUACCCGAGCCCUGAAUGUAUUCCAGAGGAGGACAGUCGGGAUUUGCGAGGUCGAUUCCAUAUCCCCAUCUCAUCAACGCCUCAAAUCCGGCCAAGUCCGUCGUCUCCUUCAAUAUCCGCAUCGUCAAGUCCAGGUUUACAGACGUGAAAGGUAUGCGAUGCGUUUUCAUGUCAUUCACGAGGUCGGACACCAUCCGCCGCGUGACGAGAGUCCGUUCUGCUCUUAGCGCUUCGGCCACGGGCAUGGUCAGGCGAUGAGCUAUGGCUUGCAACAGCAGUCCGAACGUUCGCGUGCGUGGUGCGAUUCCAGCCGUAUUCAUCUCCGAGUAGACCUUCAUGGCACCCGUAUGAUGGCCCACCGCCGCGAACUGCUCCAGGAUGAAGUUGUAAUCCCCCACCGUCGCUUUGUAGCCAGACAGCCGCAUGUUGCGGAUGAUGGUCUUAAACCGGUCUUCGUACUUGUGAGAUGGUGGUGCCUUCCCCUCGUACAUACGGCGAGCAACAUUCGCGCGGAGAAGUGUGCUGGUGGGUGUACAUUUCCGCAGGACCUCCUGAUGGAGUUCGACAGGGAGGCGCUCGUAACCUAGCGUGGAAAUAGCAUUGGUAUAGUUGUUCCAAACGCGUGAAGGGUUUCCAUUGAUGUCCAAUGACUCCAACAAGAGUUCGAAGUUUCGUUGGCGGAGAGAGUCGGCCGAGGGAGCGAAGACAGCGAGGGAUAGGUCAGAGACGGAGGCGGAGGCGGUGGCGGAGGAAUUCCUUUUCGGCUGGAAGAUUCGUCUGAGAGUCCGAGACCCUUUAAGUCGGGGAAAGGGAAACGCGACGCCGCUCAUAGAAAACCAACUCUCAUUUCGCGGUGUCGAAUGCCAAAAUUGUUGUGUGAGCCAAGCACACGCAAGCAAAGGCGAUAAGUGAUAAGAUCACAUCAUCAAUCAACCUUGCCCUCGACCGCUAUCUUGUUAUCCACCCACAAUGCUUUUCGUUACCCUGGGAAUGUUCAUAAUCGACGAGUUUGAGUAUCUGGAUGAAGAUGGAAAGCCUCUGAAUCCUCAGCCGCGUCAAAUUGAGCCUCAAGUAAUUAUUGCGCGAUGACCAACUUCCUGCUGAGACCUUGCUCGUCAGAUCGGUGGAGGAGGGACUUAUGCUGCAGUCGGUGCUCGAGUCUGGAUACCUGCGGAUGAGAUUGGAAUGAUUGUCGACAAAGGUCCUGACUUUCCUGCCGCAAUGGAGGCGCAGCUCGCCACAUAUGGAGAUAUGUGGUUCUAUCGUGCUCAGCCGCAAGGAACCACUCGGGCGAUAAACUCGUAUCAAGGAGAUCACAGAGGUUUCAACUACUUGACCCCCCGCGUCCGUUUGACCCCAAGAGAUCUUAUCGAUACACGUUUAGACAGACCGAAGACGCUCCAUUUCAUUUGCUCUCCGUCACGCGCCAUUGCAAUCAUGGACGAGGUCCAGGAGAUUCCAGAUUGGAAGCCCAUUGUGCUCUACGAGCCUAUACCAGACAGAUGUAUUCCAGAAGAACUGGACUCUUUGGUGCAAGUCUUGCGUCGGAUCGACAUUCUUAGUCCAAAUGCCGAAGAAGCGUUGUCCCUCUUAGCAAUGCCCCUACCGCCAUCCAAAGAACGCAUCGAACAGGCUGCUUCCAAGUUCCUCGAACUCGGUGUAGGCCCGGCUGGCUCUGGCUCUGUAAUAAUCAGAAGUGGCGAAAUGGGAGCCUAUGCUCUCAAAAGGAACUCCCCGGGUCAAUGGAUUCCUGCUUACUGGACUGCCCAAGAUCUGGACAAAAUUGUCGAUGUGACGGGUGCAGGAAACAGCUUCUUGGGUGGCUUCGCUGCCGGACUCAUCUUGACUGGCGGGGACGUCUAUGAAGCCACACGAUACGGGUCCGUGUCCAGCUCCUUCAUAAUCCAACAAGAAGGGCUCCCGCUCAUUUCCGUGGACAAUAUGUGGAAUGGCGACAUCCCUAUCCGCCGUUUAGAAGAGCUGAGAGCGAGAACGCGAGAUGUCC
Messenger RNA from Mycena citricolor, 9354 nucleotides. NCBI's taxonomy places the organism in Eukaryota, Fungi, Basidiomycota, Agaricomycetes, Agaricales, Mycenaceae. The record is from the annotation of a GenBank genome assembly.